AUGAAUCCUAUUUCACAAUUUGUUCGUGCUACUCGUCCCAUAUACAGGAAUUUGUCUACUUCAGCGUGUGUGGCUUCAGCGAGGCCAAUUCCCAACACUGGUUUUUGUUUUGAGCUCAAUGAUGAGCAAAAGGCGCUCCAGGAACUCGCACGCAAGUUUACCAAGGAGGAGAUCGUCCCAGUGGCCGCCCAGUACGACAAGACCGGGGAAUACCCGUGGCCCAUAGUGAAGAAAGCGUGGGAGCUGGGCCUAAUGAACGGGCACGUCCCAGAACAUUGCGGUGGCUUGGGCAUGGGUGUGUUUGACGGGUGCAUGGUCGCCGAAGAACUGGCCUACGGUUGCACCGGUAUCAUGACAGCUAUGGAGGCGAGCGGACUAGGCCAAACACCCGUUAUCAUCGCUGGCAAUAAAGAGCAGCAGAAGAAGUAUCUAGGGAGGCUGAUUGACGAGCCCCUUGUCGCCGCGUACUGCGUGACGGAGCCCGGCGCGGGUUCCGACGUGGCGGGCGUCAAGACGCGCGCCGAGAAAAAGGGCGACGAGUGGAUCCUCAACGGCCAGAAGAUGUGGAUCACCAACGGCGGUGUUGCUAACUGGUAUUUCGUGUUGGCUAGGACCAACCCAGAUCCCAAAUGCCCGGCGAGCAAGGCCUUCACCGGUUUCAUCGUGGAGAGGGAAUGGGCUGGCGUAACCCCCGGUCGUAAGGAGCAAAAUAUGGGUCAGCGCGCCUCCGACACUCGCGGGAUAACUUUCGAGGACGUCCGAAUCCCUAAAGAGAAUGUGCUAAUCGAAGAGGGCGCCGGUUUCAAGAUUGCCAUGGGCGCCUUCGACAAGACCCGACCGCCGGUGGCGGCCGGGGCGACGGGGCUCGCUCAGCGCGCCCUCUACGAGGCGACUAAGUACGCCCUAGAGCGCAAGACGUUCGGCGUGCCCAUCGCCCACCACCAGGCGGUGGCGUUCCUGCUCGCGGACAUGUCGAUCGGCGUCGAGACCGCCCGCCUCGCCUGGCAGCGCUCCGCUUGGAUGGUCGAUCACGGUCAAAGGAAUACGGUGAUGGCUUCAGUGGCCAAAUGUCACGCGUCUGAGAUCGCAAACAAGGCCGCCUCCGACGCUGUGCAGAUCUUCGGCGGGAACGGCUUCAACACGGAGUACCCGGUUGAGAAGCUCAUGAGAGACGCCAAAAUCUAUCAGAUCUACGAGGGCACUUCUCAAAUACAGAGACUGAUCAUCUCCAGGGAGAUUCUGACCGCCGCCAAGCAAUCCAAUGGC
Molecule: messenger RNA, 1266 nt
Organism: Iphiclides podalirius (scarce swallowtail)
Lineage: Eukaryota; Metazoa; Arthropoda; Insecta; Lepidoptera; Papilionidae
Source: the annotation of a GenBank genome assembly